UCACCAUUCUCUACACAAAAACUCUCUCUAACUUUGGGCUUCUCUCGGAAUUUUGGCUAGUUUUUGAAGAAAAUGGAGGAUUAUGUCAACAAUCCCGCAAAUAUGCAUGAUUUUAGUUUAAUGAAUACGAAAGCCUUUGCGAACCUAAAAGGCUCUGGCGGUAACAUAUGGGAAGUCUUUGAAGUUUUAGAUGAUGCCCGACGUGCUAUUUUCAGAAAUACCGUCUUUGGCUAUUUUAUUGAUGUCCCUCGUUUACAAGGGGACGCUUUAUUGUUUCAUAAAAUGUUCCUUCAUCAGAUCCGGUCGGACCCUGUUUUAUCUCCAGAUGGAAUAAAACGUUUAUAUUUUCGAGUAGGCAAUACCAAAAUGGUUUAUGGGCCGGAAGAGUUUUGUUUGAUUACCGGCUUCAAUUUUGGGGAGUAUCCAAAAAACAUUGGGAGAAAAGGGUCGGAAAAAUUAAUAAGCAGUAAAAAAAGAUGUUUACUGCGUGAACGGCUAUUUCCGGACCAUACUAAUAGUUCGGUGAAAAUCGGCGACCUGAAAAGUUUAAUUUUAAAUCAAACAUUCCUAGCACUUGACGACCUUGAUGCAGUUAGAGUAUGUUUGAUAUACAUUUUGUGUGAAGGUUUUUUGGGCAAAGAAGUUAACGAUCGGGUGCCACAAGAUUGGUUUUAUUUGGCUGAGAAUUUGGAUCUCUGGAAUAGCUUCGCUUGGGGUAGCUAUCUAUGGGAUUUUACUUAUGUUGACCUUGAGGAUACGUGGAAUAAGAUACAUCAUUAUUUAUCACUUCCUGAGCGUGGUCAAACUUUAAAGUAUUCCGUCUCAGGAUUUACUGCUCCAAUUAGGAUAUGGAUAUAUGAGAUGAUUCCGGCUGUUCGUGCAUGUGGAUUUGCAUUGAGAAAAAAUAAAGACUUGUCUCGGAUGAAAAGAUGGAGCGGAACAAAAAAAUUGAAAUGGGUUGACGUGAACAAGAUUUGGUCAAAGAUGCAGGAGGGGCUACCACCAAGACAAAACAUGUUACCGGGUGAUGGUGAGAUGACAUCUUUUUAUUAUAUGUCAUUUCAAGAGUAUGUAUAUGGUGAAGGGAAAGCAGUUCCAUCCCCAGUACGAGACCAUUUUAGGAGACAAGACGAAUCUUCGUCUAGUAUGUCGUCCAGUGGUCGCUCUCAUGGUAGAGGUCGGGGCAGUGGGAAACACAAGCUAGACGAGUUGUUGAAACGGGUACAUGCACUGGAGCAGCAUGUGUUUAUGAAUCAACAAAAACCUACAGAGGUUUUUUAUGAAGAAGUGAAUAAUGAACAAUUUUGGAACGACAUUAUUUUUGAGGAACCGACAGUGUCACAAAGAAAUUAUGAUGAACAGGUUAGUUACACGCUACAUUAUUUAUUAAAUUUUAUUAACAUAUAUGAAUACCUGUGUUCAUAUUUUAUAUUUGAAAAUAUAGGUUGUGCAAGAUGAAGUGAUGAAUAAAAA
This is a messenger RNA of Lactuca sativa (garden lettuce), 1473 nucleotides long. RefSeq lists its product as uncharacterized. NCBI's taxonomy places the organism in Eukaryota, Viridiplantae, Streptophyta, Magnoliopsida, Asterales, Asteraceae. The record is from RefSeq and is a predicted model, not a curated record.